Molecule: messenger RNA, 8429 nt
Organism: Orcinus orca (killer whale)
Lineage: Eukaryota; Metazoa; Chordata; Mammalia; Artiodactyla; Delphinidae
Gene: KBTBD3
Product: kelch repeat and BTB domain containing 3
Exons: 4
Coding region: 448-2283 (611 amino acids)
Molecular function (GO): protein binding
Source: RefSeq, a predicted model, not a curated record
CUACGUCAACUGCACGUUGCUCACCGAGAGCCCUCACUUCCACGCCACCUACUCUGCCACCUCCUCCCCCGGGAGCGGAAGUGGAGACCCUCCUCUGCGCUUUGCGGCAACGCGUGACCGUCACGUGGGGCGGGGCUUCGGAGGCAAGCGAAGGGAGGGACAAAGGCCAAGAGCGUAUAGAACGCCACUCACACUUGGAGAAGAGAUAACGGGACAGAGGUGCAAGCCAAUCGCAAUCAGGCCUGUGGAGGCAGAGACUGGGGUGGAGACUUCGGAGACUGCAGUUCCAGGUCUCCAGCCUGCCAGCUUUCAGACUAGAACUUAUACCAUCAGCUGUCCUGGUUCUCAGGCCUUUGGAUUCAGACUGAAACUACAUCGUUGGUUGUUCUGAGUCUUUGACUUGCCAGCCACGUAUCUUGGGACCUCCAUAAUUUUUUCUAAGAACAGAUGGAAGUGGCUAUGGAUAAUUCAUAUGAUUUCAAUCAACAAGGCUCAUGUAAUGGAAUUCCAUCUGAGAAGAAAAACAACUUCCUCGUGUCAGAAGAUCAUGGACAGAAAAUCUUAAGUAUACUACAGAAUUUUCGAGAACAAAAUGUCUUUUAUGAUUUCAAAAUAAUCGUGAAAGAUGAAAUAAUCCCAUGUCAUCGUUGUGUGUUAGCAGCAUGCAGUGACUUUUUCAGGGCUAUGUUUGAAGUAAACAUGAAAGAAAGAGAUGGUGGAAGUGUUACCAUUACUAAUUUGUCCUCCAAAGCAGUAAAAGCAUUUCUUGAUUAUGCCUAUACUGGAAAAACAAAGAUAACAGAUGAUAAUGUGGAAAUGUUCUUCCAGUUGUCAUCAUUUCUUCAAGUUUCCUUCUUGUCCAAAGCUUGCAGUGACUUUUUAAUAAAAAGUAUUAAUCUUGUGAAUUGUUUACAAUUAUUAUCUAUAUCAGAUAGCUAUGGUUCUGCCCGUUUGUUUGAUCAUGCUUUAUACUUUGUACAACAUCACUUUUCUUUAUUAUUUAAAUCCAGUGAUUUCUUAGAGAUGAAUUUUGGAGUACUGCAAAAAUGUCUGGAAUCAGAUGAAUUAAAUGUUCCUGAAGAAGAAACUGUACUGAAAGUUGUCCUUAGUUGGACUAAACAUAACUUAGAAUCAAGGCAAAAGCAUCUGCCUUAUUUGAUUAAAAAAGUAAGAUUAUAUCAGUUAUCUGAGGAGACACUUCAAGAUUGUUUACUCAAUGAAGAGUGUUUACUCAAAAGCACAAACUGUUUUGACAUAAUCAUAGAUGCAAUUAAGUGUGUGCAAGGUUCUGGUGGACUUUUCCCUGAUGCUCGACCAUCCACAACUGAAAAAUACAUAUUUGUUCACAAAACUGAGGAAAAUGGAGAAGAUCAAUAUACAUUUUGCUAUAAUAUUAAAAGUGAUUCAUGGAAGAUACUGCCACAAUCACACCUGAUUGAUUUGCCAGGAUCUAGUCUGUCUAGUUAUGGGGAGAAAAUAUUCUUGACAGGCGGUUGCAAAGGGCCGUGUUGUAGAACAGUUCGGCUUCAUAUUGCAGAGUCAUAUCAUGAUGCCACUGAUCAAACCUGGUGCUACUGUCCGGUCAAAAAUGAUUUUUUCCUGGUAUCAACUAUGAAAACACCAAGAACCAUGCAUACAUCAGUUAUGGCUCUCAACAGAUUAUUUGUCAUAGGUGGAAAGACUAGAGGAUCCCAGGACAUUAGAAGUCUCUUAGAUGUUGAAUCUUACAACCCUCUUUCCAAAGAAUGGAUAUCUGUUAGCCCAUUACCCAGGGGCAUAUACUAUCCUGAAGCAAGUGCAUGCCAAAAUGUAAUUUAUGUUCUUGGAUCAGAGGUAGAGAUUACAGAUGCUUUUAACCCAUCACUUGAUUGCUUUUUUAAAUACAAUGCUACAACUGAUCAGUGGUCUGAACUAGUAGCAGAGUUUGGGCAGUUUUUUCAUGCAACACUAAUUAAAGCUGUCCCAGUAAACUGCACACUGUAUAUAUGUGACCUUUCCACUUAUAAGGUUUAUAGUUUUUGUCCAGAUACUUGUGUUUGGAAGGGUGAAGGGUCUUUUGAAUGUGCAGGCUUCAACGCAGGUGCAGUUGGAAUUGAAGAUAAAAUUUAUAUAUUAGGUGGUGAUUAUGCACCAGAUGAAAUCACAGAUGAAGUGCAGGUCUACCACAGCAGCAGGUCUGAGUGGGAAGAAGUUUCACCAAUGCCAAGAGCCUUAACUGAAUUUUACUGCCAGGUGAUUCAGUUUAAUAAAUACAGGGACCCAUGGUUUUCUAAUCAUUUCUAAAAGUAGUGUGUGAUUAGAUAUUCUAAAACUAUUGCAGUUUUAGAAACCUGCAGUAAAUUUAUUAACCUUAAUUAUUGGUAAAACCGUCUUUACAGCUUAAUAACAUAAAAUGCACCUUCUAUGAGAGAAUUACUAUGAAUGUAUACCAUAUAUGAAUUAGCAGUUCCCAGAAACUUAAAAUACAAAAUAAAUUUUACCAAAAAUUAUAUUGUAUUUAAUUUAAUCUUGGAGAGUCUAGAAUAUUACUAUUUUCAUAUGUAAAUAAAAUUCAGGCUUUGAUGUUUUGAUUUUUAAAGUACUUUAUCCAUGAAACACUAGUUAAAAACAAAUCAAACUUCACAGAAUUGUACAGUUAAGAUGGGAGAAAUCUCUCUAGGUAAAAAUUAUUUAUUUACACUGUAUUAUAUGAAGUGAAAAAUAAAUUAGAGUCGAGAAUCCUAUCUUGUUACUACAGGUAUAAGAGUUGUCGAAUUCCUAUUUUUUCUGAUCACUGGUUAGCUGCUUUUAAGCCCUUUCUUUUCUUUCACCAUUUUUUAGUCAGAACAUUUUCUGAAAUGCAGUGUAUUUCCCCAGCCUUCUAAACUGUACACUAAACAUGGUUUAACUCUUUUCAUGAUUCGACUCUUCGUUAAGAGCAUAAUGUACUGUGCUGUAUUGCCCUAAUGCCAUUGGCAGUUACUGAAAUGUCUUAAAAUUUGCUGAUUCUAUUAGUUUUCAGUGUUAGUUGGUUUCAGUUUUUAGCAGUAUUAUACCUUAUUUUCUGGCUCAAGCUCAGUAAAUUAACAUUUUUGAUUUAAAUAAUCAGUUCUAAGUUAUACCUGACCUGAGUUUAUCUUGACAUGUAACCCAUUUAGUGAAGUUCUUGGUUUCUGGGAUCGUAGUCCUAAAAUACUUUUUCUGUAUCAUUGCCAGUUUCCAAUGUAAGUGAGGAUGUAGAAAAUCUGACCUCUAGAUAAGUGGACCACUAUUGUUGGCAUUUCUUAAACUUUUACAUGUACAAAUUUGAGUUACAAUAAGAAAUUUCAGCGUUUAAAUUAGUACCAUAUCAGUUUUCUGUGAUGAUAUAUACCAGCUGUAAAGUGCUGUGUAUGUUUACUACUUCAGUAAAUUAUUCACAGUGAAUUAUUUUCUAAAUUUAAAAAUAUGACUAGGCUUUUGGUAUUGAUAGUAGUAUUUGAAACUUGCGUCUUGUUAGAUGUUUAAUCAUCUUUAACCCAAACAAUGAAAGAGUGUUACUCAUCCUUGUUUUCAGCUAAGAUGAUUCUGCCUUGUAAGAGGAUAUGUUUCUUUAUCAGUUUUACAGAUAUAGGUAUUUUAGGUUUUAAGAUACCUGACUUAUAUCUCAGGUAAUGUGCAGGUUGUAUUUCUGUGGAAUCAAAUGUAGUUUCCCACACACUGUAGUAAAUGUUAAUCUGUUGUAAAUGUACAUAUUCUUUAGAAGUGGAAAUAUACUUAAAUGAAGGUCCUUUUAUUUUACUAUAUAAAUUUUUGCAAUCAUAAGUUUCAAAUAUAUUUUUUAAAAUAGAACAGAAUAUUAGACUGAAUUAUCGUGCAAGUCCAAAAUCAGGGAUUGUCUGUAAUCAGAUGACAGUUGCAUAAAAAGUAUUCUGUAGAAUUGGUGGUUUCCUACCUUAGUUGGCUCUGCCCUUUCCUCUGUGUGUGUAUUGUGUGUGUAAGAAAAAAAGAAAAUUCAAUGGAGGCUUUCUUUUACGUGUUACGUGGCAUUCUGGAAACAAGUUAUUUGAGAAAGACCAUAACACAGUGGGGACUAAAUUGUUAACUUAAGCAUAUAUAAACAAAUAUUUCCAGAAAGGGAGAACUAAAGCAAAAUAGAAUCCAUUCCUGAUCUUGUUUCAUUAAUUUUAUCUUGAUUUCUACCAUUCUUGUCAUUGGCCAUUGAUUUCUGAUGUUACUAGAAAUAUCCUUGUUAUCAAGGCCUAGGUGACUCCCUCUGUAUUUGAUUUAAUACACUUUCUAACGCACAAGGCUUUCUGCUUUAGUUUCUACAAUUGCUGCAGGUUACUUGUUAAUCACUUUCACUUAUUGCCAUCCCUUUACAUCUGUACCUGAGUGCUCUUCAUCAGUUAUAACUGCAAGAAAAGUAGUCUGUCUUGUCAUAAAACCCCAAACUCUUCCUUUACUUACUGUUCUUUUUCCUUGGCACCAUAGCAAUCUGUGCUGGGCUUGGCUCUGUUAAUAAUUGAUCUUGUUCUCUCUAAUUUUGCAUCAUCUGGUAAAGGUAACAGUUUCAUUUGAUCUAUCAAAUGGUUGUUGAAAAUGGUUCUGGGUGUUCAAAAUCCUCAAGGAACUGAAUCACAUACACACAUUGUCAGUGACUGAACUGGUAUUAUUGAUAUCUUUCCGAUCUUGCCAAUCACUGCAGCUUCACUAAGAACCAUAUAUAUUAUUCUGGCCUUACCCUCCAUUCUGGAUUUCUGACAUGCAAAUCUCAGUGCUCUCUCAAGUCUAUUCUCAGUACCAAGAAGGAGCCGUCUUUCCUGUCUGUAAGGUUAGGAAAUAAUAUCCCUUUAUGACUUCUUCCCUUAGUCUUUUUUUUUUUUUUUCUUUAAAGUCUGCUUCCCUUUCAUUAUCCUUCAGCCAGUGCUGCAGUGUAAGAUACAAAAUAAUUAUGCUCAUUAUCCAGAUUGCUUUCAUUCUUGUGGAAAAAUUCUAAUUAACAUUUCUAAAUCCUUUAUCAUUUGUCUGGGUCCACUACAUUCGGCUUAUGCAUGCAAAAAAUUUCCAAUAUUGUAAUGUCUUCUAAAAUUGAAAGUAGGUAUGUGUCACUAUUAAAUAUAAAAAAGGUUAAAUUCAACAUUUAUACGAGAUCAAAGUUAAUGAACAUUUUUAGAGCAAUCUUCAAACUUGAUUUACAAUGUGGAGCACCUUUUGUUCAUCUAUUGCCUGUGAGACUAAGCAGUAUGAAGAAUAUUUGCCUAAUCAAAAUUUACUGCAUUCCCAUAACACUCAACUCUGGUGUGGGGAGGGAAAGAGGUCUUUAUCACAGCAGUAUUCAUUAUAUGUUACCCUUGAAAGCUAGAAUAUUAUUUGAGAGCAACCACAUCCUGUAACAUGAUUCAAUUUUUCCCAGAUACCAAGAAGAGCAAUUGAAUACAUGUACAGGGUACCUAGCUCAAGGCAUAUGAUUUGAAAAUCAGAGUCAAGUAUAGAGGGAGACAUCUGUUUACCUUUUGAGAUUUGGAAGCAAUAAAUGUAAUGAUUAAACAUAUUGUUGAAUACAUGAUAUUACUUUUAGAUCAUCAUUCUCAGUUUAAUUGGAUCCAAUGUUUGGAAACUCGUAUGUCUAGAAUUAAAUGUGUUAAGACUCAAAAAUGUCUUCCAAUGGGCAGCUCUUGAGAGCAACCUAAAAACAAAAGCUGAAAUUUAUAAGGAAGGAGAUUUCUGUUCAACAUAAGAAACAAUUUUACUCCACUUUAUAAAGCCAUAUUUAGAAUAAGACUAGUUAUCAAAGACUGUGGCAUAUGGCAGAUAGAUGAUUAGCCCAAAUAAAUUCCUACACAGGAGUAUACAACCAAAGAUUUCUACAUUCUAUUUACACAUUUUGAUCUUAAUAGUUUUCUGACUCUUGACGAAUUUCUUCCUCCUUCAGUUUAUUUAGCGUUUAGGCAUUCUGAGUAACUUGAUUUCAAUGAUUCUGCAUACUCAAGAUUUCAAUAAGACAUGAAUCUUAAAAUUACAUCAUUUUAGGAGCAUUCUUGUUGAAGGAAACUUGUUCUUUUUUUUUAAUCACUCAGGAAGAAGUCUGUAAAGGGUGCUGACAUUUAUAGUGAGCUGCUAAUAGGGAUUUUUCCUUCUGUCUACUGUAAGUGCACAUUUGUUUUAUAGUGAAUAGAAGCUGAAAGACCAGUACCUAAAUUUCUCCUGAAUUGUUCUUAUUUCACUGCAAAUGGAGGUAUAUAGCUAAAGGUAAUGAUUCUAAUUAAAGAUUAUGUGAUUUGAAAGAAUAUCUUUACAUCUUAAAAAUCUAUAUAUGUUUAUAAAUUAUAUUUGAUGGCACUAUGAUGCUUAAUCAAAUUUAAUCUAUAAAUAGGGAAUUUAAUCACAGUAUGAUAUUACACACUAAUCAAAAGAUAACUUUUCUAAAUCAUAGAUUCAUAUUCAAACUUGAAAAUAACCUUAGAAUCUAAUACAGUUUCCAACCUUGUAUAGAAAGCCCCUCUAAAUUCUAAAAUACCCUUGACAGAUGAUUUUUUUUUCAAAAUCUAAUUCAGUUCUUUCAGGGUAAAGAGCUCACUACCUCCAUUUUUGAACAGUUCUGUUAGAAAGUUCUUCCUACCAUUGAAAGCAACUCUGCCUACCUGUAAUAACUUUCAAUCCCUGGUCCUAGGUUGCUGUCUCCAAGUAUUGGAAACAGCAUGUCUUCCAUUCCUCUAAAAUCAAGUCCUCACUUUCCUUCUUGUUCAAAUGCUUAACACUUUAAAACUUGCCACAAUGGCCAGGAUUACAUGCCUUCACCUUGUACAGUUGCCUCAGAGAAUCUAUCCUAGCUCUAUUGCUUUUUUGGUGUGUUGAGCAUAACCAGCAUUGCAGAAUCUCUUGAUAAUGCAAUCAUCUCAUUCCCUUAACCAGUUCUCUAGCUCUUAUAAAUCCAAUAUCGGCUAGAGCCUUGCUGUAUCUCUCUCCUUCUACCCCCUGUCAACAUAAUCACAAACAUAUACUUUCUGAGAGAGAAUUCUAAAGCCAAAUUUUAGUGUCUUUUGAUCAUUUGUCAUUGGAUAUGGUUUUCAGAAUUUUAAAAGCGUUUCUAAAAGAGACCCUAAAAAGUAUACAAAAAAUAGAAACCAAAGCAGUCACAUCCUUCGUAGUUAAUGAAGGGACAAUUUGCUCACAAAUGAAUAAAAACAAUUUGCUCACAAAUGAAAAAAACAUUAUGAUAACAAUCUAAGUUUGGAGAUUCAUCUGUGCUGAUUGUUCAGUUGGAUAGAGCAUGAUAAUUCCAUAAAACAAUGCCAUUAUUAAAUAACUCUAUAGGUCAGUUAGCUUUAUUCAUCUCAUUAACUUUGACAACACUCUCAGUCAUAUCUAACUAGCUCAACAAAUUAUGCUAUUGGUUCCAAGGGUAACAAGGUUGCUGGAAUAACUCCGAGUACAUUCUCUGAGUAUCACAUUGUGGUGUAAAUAUUUCUUUACAUGUCUGACUUCCUUACUUAAUUGGAAACUCUUAGGAAUAGGGACAUAUAUUUAUCAUUUCUGGACCUAGCAAUUAGCACAGUGCUUGCAUAUAAUAAGGCAUUUAAUAAACUAACAUUCUAUUAAGCCAAUAUAUGAAGCAAAAUUUAUUAUAGUUAUAUUGUUAUUGAAUGGAUUCGAUAUAAAUGUACAUUUUGCAAUUUAUUUUCAUGUACAAAAGAAAUUAAUUUACAUUAGGAUUUUACAUUUAAGAAUUCUUCACAUUGUACUUUAGUUAUCUACUAAUGUAUGUGUUAAUUCUUUUUGUAGUAUUUGAUAUCUUGCUCAUGUUCAAAGUCUGGGCUAGGUAAUUUAUACAACUUUUUGUUAGUAUAUGUUGUAUAUUAAUUUUUGUUAGUAUAUGGAAAAGUUAAUAAUGAAGUAUUUUUUAUUUGAGAAUGAAAUUGCAUUACACAGCACAUUGCCCUCAUUUGGAGAACAUGUAUAGUUGGUUGUAUAGUCGUAUAGUAUAUGUAUAUUUGGUUCUUGAAAGUGAAAUUAUACUUUAAAAUAAUUUAUUUCCUUAAUUUUUUAGUGCUUGAGAUUAUUCUCUGAAUUUUAAUUAUAAUAUUUAAUUCUGUGUUUCCUUCCAAAUGCAAUAAUAGAUAAGACAAUGACUGAAAGUUUCAUUAGUAAACAUGCAACACCCAUUUCUCCUACAAGAGCAUAAUAGCUCUAGUGACUUUUUUCCCACUUGGGGAGACUGUUCAAAGCUACUUACAUUGCAUACUUAAGUGAUUUACUUCAUUUCCUGUUAGUAGAAUAUGGGCUUUUGCCAUAUGCUGUGAGACAUAAAAUCAGCAUUUUUGCAGGUCCAUGUUAACCAUAUUAACAUGUAGUAAAACAUUUCAAUUAUAUAAAAUAAUUAUUAAUGUAUUAAAGUGUAUCUCAGAAAAGAAUAUAUAUAUUCUGUUUGUAUUUAUUGUUAUUAGAAAUAAAAAAGGUAGAAAAAGGUG